AAUUUCGGGCUCAUCGACACCGGCUGAAGGCUAUCAGUCGCCGCCCGCAAGCCAUGCUAUAGGAUCAUCAGUAAAUGAUGAAACUGGUCGUCACACGCCACCUGUUAUGUCGUCGUCGACCCGUCAUUCUGCGCAGCGAUGGGACCAUAUAGAGAAUUUGGACAGGUUCUUCACACUAGUCUACGAAUAUCAUCAAGGUGGCGGAUUCUUGACGAUAGCUGUCAAAAAACUUUUCAGUUUGGUGCAGUUUGUGUUUGUCGUGUUCACCUCGGCAUUAACGGAGAUAUUUGCUAAGAAUGUCGCAUUUAUUGCUGGAGCCAUUGCCGGCGUUUUGGCCAUUCUUUCGGCUUGGGACGAGGACGUACUACA
Ostertagia ostertagi is the source of this 369-nucleotide messenger RNA. NCBI's taxonomy places the organism in Eukaryota, Metazoa, Nematoda, Chromadorea, Rhabditida, Trichostrongylidae. The record is from the annotation of a GenBank genome assembly.